AUGGGCGACACCACAGGAUCUGGCGUCCUACGCCGUGCCUACACGCGCAGCAUGCCCACUACGCUGCGCCCGCUGGCACUGCUGGAGGAAUCCAUGGCCGAUGUGCGAGCACAGUGGCACGCAGUUCUUGCAGGGAUCUCGCCGGAUGAGGAGAACACACCAGCCAUCGAAGUGAGGGCGGCGCUUCGUCAAGUGGAGCGGCUUGCAAGUCAACUGAAGGCAAUCAAGCAGGAAUUGGUGCCGCAGAUAAAUCACGUUACAAGUCAGGAUGUCUCCGAGGAGUCAUUUCUCCAUUAUUGCACCUCAGCAGCAACUGCGGCUGCUCUUUGCGGCACUACACAACACGAUCGUGUUCGGCUGACACGACUGGCAGCGUGUGUGUGGGUUUGGUCCGUGUGUGUGGCGACAGUUUUGAACGAUCUCGAACUGCUCAGCGGCAGUCUGUCGUUCGCAGCCACUUGUGGUCUCUUUGAGGGGACUGUCGAAGAGGCAAUCACCAGUGAAGAGGAAGCCUAUGCAUUUUUCUUUGGCAAAACAGCGAGUGGCGCGACCACGUUGCGUGACAGAGAUGUCAUGCUGGUUUGUGAGCUUCUGUACCACUUGUACACGAGAAAUGAUGCAGCAGCUGAAGUGGCGGUUAGGCGUAUUACGGAGCUGAUGGACAUCAGUGGGGAGCCGAGUGCAUACCAUCUCUACAUGGAAGAUGUGCUUGAUGAUGUCACACGAAUGGCUGUGUGGGUGGCGACAGAGGACUAUGGUGCACUCAACGCCUUUGUCACAGAGGCCAUACUUGCAGAGAAGGAUGGAUGUGGCUCUGUGCCACCACUCGUUCUCUUCUUCACACAAAUGAUGCUCGACAACGUUGUGCAGCGACAGUUGGUGCAGGCCGGCUUUCAGAAUGCGUGGCGGCCCGUUGUUGGUGUGGAAGCGCCUGCAACUGGCAGUAUGGCAGAGCCGGUGGAGUGUCGCGAUGCGUUACGGCACUGUGCUGUGGAGAGCAGGAAAUUCCUGGUGUGCCGGAUACUGCAGUGUGAGAGUCUGCCACCUCGUGGCGCCUGGCCUUUUCCCGCUGAUUUUGCCGACAAUUACUUCCGUGUGGACUGGUGGGCCCGUCACGAGGCCAGCUGA
This is a messenger RNA of Trypanosoma grayi, 1128 nucleotides long. Its product is annotated as putative dynein heavy chain. The record is from RefSeq and is a predicted model, not a curated record. The transcript has a single exon. NCBI's taxonomy places the organism in Eukaryota, Euglenozoa, Kinetoplastea, Trypanosomatida, Trypanosomatidae. The coding region runs from base 1 to 1128 and encodes 375 amino acids.